AGCGCGCUGCGCUGCAGGGCCAAACUGAGCGCCCACGCGCCAUGGGGAGCCCGGCAUUGCAGCUGCUGCUCCCAUUGCUGCUGGUCCUGCUUCUGCUGGUCCCUCUGAGCCAGGGCUUCCCAGGAUCUGGAGACUCACCGCUAGAAGAUGAUGAAGUCGGGUACUCACACCCUAGAUAUAAAGACACCCCAUGGUGCUCUCCCAUCAAGGUGAAGUACGGGGAUGUGUACUGCAGGGCCCCUCAAGGAGGAUACUACAAAACAGCCCUGGGAACCAGGUGUGACAUUCGCUGCCAGAAGGGCUAUGAGCUGCAUGGCUCUUCCCAGUUGAUCUGCCAGUCAAACAAACGGUGGUCCGACAAGGUCAUUUGCAAGCAAAAGCGAUGUCCUACCCUUGUCAUGCCAGCAAAUGGAGGGUUCAAAUGCAUAGAUGGUGCCUACUUUAAUUCUCGGUGUGAGUACUAUUGCUCACCAGGAUACACACUGAAAGGGGAGAGGACAGUCACGUGUAUGGACAACAAAGCCUGGAGUGGCCAACCAGCAUCUUGUGUUGAUAUGGAACCACCUAGAAUCAAGUGUCCAAGUGUAAAGGAACGCAUUGCUGAACCAAAUAAGUUGACAGUCCGGGUGUCCUGGGAUACCCCUGAGGGAAGAGACACAGCAGAUGGCAUUCUAACCGAUGUUAUUCUAAAAGGCCUCCCACCAGGCUCGAAUUUUCCAGAAGGAGACCACAAGAUCCAGUACACAGUUUAUGACCGAGCCGAGAACAAGGGCACUUGCAAAUUUCGAGUUAAAGUAAGAGUGAGACGCUGUGGCAAACUCAACCCCCCAGAGAAUGGUUACAUGAAGUGCUCCAGUGAUGGAGAUAAUUAUGGAGCCACUUGUGAGUUCUCCUGCAUUGGCGGUUAUGAACUACAGGGUAGCCCUGCCCGAGUAUGUCAGUCCAACUUGGCUUGGUCUGGCACGGAGCCCACCUGUGCAGCCAUGAAUGUCAAUGUGGGCGUAAGAACAGCAGCUGCACUUCUGGAUCAGUUUUAUGAGAAAAGGAGGCUUCUUAUUGUGUCUACACCCACAGCCCGAAACCUCCUCUACAGGCUGCAGCUUGGAAUGCUACAGCAAGCACAGUGCAGCUUGGAUCUUCGACAUAUCACCGUGGUAGAGCUGGUAGGCGUGUUCCCGACCCUUAUUGGCAGAAUAGGAGCAAAGAUUAUGCCUCCAGCCCUAGCUUUGCAGCUCAGGUUGUUGCUGCGAAUCCCACUUUAUUCCUUCAGCAUGGUGCUAGUAGAUAAGCAUGGCAUGGACAAGGAACGCUAUGUCUCCCUGGUGACACCUGUGGCCCUCUUCAAUCUGAUUGACACUUUCCCCUUGAGAAAAGAGGAGAUGGUCCUGCAAGCUGAAAUGGGGCAAACCUGUAACACCUGAUGUGAUGGUUCCUCUCUCUGCAGUUCCUCUUCUCUUUCUACAUAGUGAUAUGCACAUGGAAAGGCCUUAAAAAUAUCCUUGAUGUACAGAUUUUUAUUUGUAAUUUUUAAAGUCUAUUUUAUUAUGACCUUUCUUUGCACUUAAAAAUUAGCACAAUGCUUUUUGAACUUCGAAGAGUUCAAAAAAUGAUAUAUUUACUAUUUCUAACUCUCUUUACUCCAUGAUGGCUGGUUAAUUUUGUAGAGAAAUUAAAAACCACAGUCAUACACAUCCUUUCAAUAUGUUAUUCAGUGUGACAGGUAACUUUUCUUACAUCUUUUUUUAUAUAAAACUUUUACCAAUAAAAUAUUGUGGAGCAAA
Molecule: messenger RNA, 1781 nt
Organism: Phyllostomus hastatus (greater spear-nosed bat)
Lineage: Eukaryota; Metazoa; Chordata; Mammalia; Chiroptera; Phyllostomidae
Gene: SRPX
Product: sushi repeat containing protein X-linked
Exons: 10
Coding region: 42-1421 (459 amino acids)
Source: RefSeq, a predicted model, not a curated record